Molecule: messenger RNA, 2696 nt
Organism: Conger conger (European conger)
Lineage: Eukaryota; Metazoa; Chordata; Actinopteri; Anguilliformes; Congridae
Gene: mmp30
Product: matrix metallopeptidase 30
Exons: 11
Coding region: 152-1627 (491 amino acids)
Biological process (GO): collagen catabolic process; proteolysis; extracellular matrix organization
Cellular component (GO): extracellular matrix
Molecular function (GO): zinc ion binding; metalloendopeptidase activity
Source: RefSeq, a predicted model, not a curated record
UGAUGAUAUCUGGACAUAGGUCUGCUUUUGGGGUGUGGCACAAAAGCAGACCUAUGUACCACACCCCAAACACCCAAAUGUUAUAAAAUGGGGAGGUUGAGUGGAGCUGACAGAAAAAGUAUCUUCUCUGCAGAAGAAGAAGGUUGGAGCAAUGGACCAUUGCAUAGUUUUCACACUGAUCACUGCAUUGGUGUUCAGUCUCUGUCAGGCUGCCCCAUCUGCAAGUCAGGAUGUCACCUUUGAGGACCAAGAAAAAGCAGAGUACUACCUGUCUCAGUUCUUUCCGAGCGAUGUAUCCAGAGGCAGAAGAAUUGGAAGUGACUCCCUCAGAGAGAGGCUUCAAUCAAUGCAGGAGUUCUUUGGCCUGGAGGUGACUGGGAAACUGGACUCCAACACCCUGGAGGUGAUGAAGAAGCCACGCUGCGGGGUCGCUGACAUCAACAGAUACGGCCACUUUCGGGGAAAACCCAAAUGGGAGAAGAAAAGGGUUACAUAUAGAAUAACCCAGUACACACAACACCUGAGGCAGAAAGAGGUGGAUGCCACCAUCGCCCAGGCGUUCAAGCUGUACAGUGAUGUUAUCCCUUUGGACUUCCAGCAAAUCUACAGUGGCACUGCAGAUAUCAUGAUCCUGUUUAAGGGUGGAUAUCAUGGUGACUCCUCUCCUUUUGAUGGUCCCUAUGGAGUUCUGGCCCAUGCCUUCUCUCCUGGACCAAAUAAAGGUGGAGACACACACUUCGAUGAUGAUGAGAAAUGGACUCUGAGCCAGAAAGGAAUUAAUCUGCUGUUGGUGGCUGCCCAUGAGUUUGGCCAUGCUCUAGGCCUGGACCACUCAAGAGAUCCCACUGCUCUGAUGUUCCCCAACUAUAAGUAUGUGGACACAAGAGGAUACAAGCUGCCAAAAGAUGACAGAUUGGGAGUCCAAGCUUUAUAUGGUGUUCGGACUCCAGAUGAAAAACCCAAACCUAAACCGGAACCUACACCAGAGCCCAAACCAGAGCCUAAACCAGAUCCCAAGCCAAAGCCUAAACCAGAAAUGUGCGAUCCAGACCUGGUUUUUGAUGCUGCUACCACCAUUAGGGAUGCACUUUACUUCUUCAAAGAUGGGUACUACUGGAAGAGAAAUCACUAUUUUAUGGACAUCGAGUUGAACACUGUGGAGUCCACCUGGCCUUCUAUUAAUUCUGUGGAUGCUGCAUAUGAAUACCGAAGGAAAAAUAUAGCCUUCCUUUUCAACGGUGACCAGUACUGGGGAGUUAGAGGGGAAAAGAUUCUUCCUGGCUAUCCCAAGCCCAUCUCUAAAUUGGGCUUCCCCUCAUCAGUGCCUAAGAUAGACUCAGCAGUCCACAUGAAAUGGACGGGAAGAACCCUCUUCUUUGUUGAAAACAAAUACUGGAGUUUUAAUGAAAGGAAAAACAGAAUGGACCGUGGAUAUCCCAGAGACAUCGCUCAUGAUUUCCAAGGAAUUGGUUCAAAGGUGGAUGCUGCCUUUGAGUUCUUUGGAUUCUUAUAUUUGUCUGAAGGUGCCAUGCUGAGUGAGUAUGACUAUCGCUUCAGAAGACUGGGCCGUGGACACUUGAACAAUGAAUGGCUGGACUGCAACCAAGCAGGCUUAUCAGUAUAUUAAAGCUAUGGUCGCAGGGGGGCUGGAGCCUAUCCCAGCAUACAUUGGGCGAAAGGCAGGAAUACGCCCUGGACAGGUCGCCAGUCCAUCGCAGAGCACACACACCAUUCACUCACACACUCAUACCUAUGGGCAAUUUCGACUCUCCAAACAGCCUAACCUGCAUGUCUUUGGACUGUGGGAGGAAACCGGAGUACCCGGAGGAAACCCACGCAAACACGGGGAGAACAUGCAAACUCCACACAGAGAGGCCCCGGCCGACUGGAAUUCGAACCCAGGACCUCCUUGCUGUGGGGUGGCAGUGCUACCCACUGCACCAUCCGUGCCGCCUAACAAUAAAACAAAUGUGCAUAAUUUUUAUUAUUCAAGCAUUAUAUGUAUUUAAAAACAUAUUUUUCUAAGCCUACAUUUUCCACUAUAAAAGUUCUGCUACGAUGCGCCCCCACUUUCCUGCAGGUCAACCUGUAGGAGUGGUUAUCCUCAGGUGACUUACUACUACGGAGAACAUUCUCAACCGGUAGAAAAUAGGACGAUAAAUUUAAAACUCUACUACUUAGCAGAACGGACAUCUCGUCUGGUCUUCAACCUUCCCAAAUACUCACACGUCACCCCCCUGCUUACUUCCCUCCACUGGCUGCCUGUCAUGGCUCGCAUCAAAUUCAAAACAUUGGUGCUAGCCUUCCAAGCAGUUAAAGGGUCUUCCCCAGCUUAUCUGCAAAAAAUCAUCAGACCCUACACCCCUGCCAGACCUCUUCGUUCAGCCUCCACAGGCCGCUUGGCACCUCCCCCUCUCAGAACCUCCACCUCACGCUCACGACUACUGUCUGUUCUGGCUCCACGGUGGUGGAACGAACUCCCCGUUGAGGUCAGAACUAUAGAAUCCCUCCCCACCUUCAAGCGCAAGCUGAAGACACACCUCUUCAAACAGCACCUCUCCCCAUCCCUCCCUACCUCCCUGUGAACCUUAAUUGUUGUCUCUGUGACUUGUGUAUCAGUAUUUUAGUUGGCUAGGUAAGCAGUGUUUGGAUAGUUAACUUUGGUGACUUUUGCUCUGUUUGUUUGUUUGUUCAAA